CGUAUUUAGAACACUGCAAAUUUCCUUAUUAACUUUCCAUUCUCUUCAUUCUUCAUUCUUCAUUCUUCAUUCUGUCGAGUUCGACACUAAAAAUUCUUUUUCUGAAGAUUUUCGGAGACUCUGAUUUCUUUCUGCCUGCUCGAUUAAACACAAUUUCGUUCAUUACUUCUCAUUUGUAUAGUAUAUUUUGAAUUUUUGACCAAGAAGAACGAUUGAAAAUGGAUCCUGAUUCAGUGAAAUCGACUCUUUCUAAUCUGGCUUUCGGGAAUGUGUUGGCUGCUGCAGCUCGCGAUUAUAAAAAGGAAAUGCUGGCUAAUGAGAAAGCGCAAGCAUCAAGCUCGGCUAACGAGGAAGUCGAUCUAGAUGAAUUGAUGGAUGAUCCCGAACUAGAAAAAUUGCAUGCUGAUAGGAUUGCAUCCCUUAAGAAAGAAGCAGAAAAGCGACAAAAAUUAAAGAUGCAAGGCCACGGAGAGUACAGGGAAAUUACAGAAGCAGACUUUUUAAGUGAAGUUACGGGCAGUGAAAAAGUGAUUUGUCAUUUCUACCACCGAGAGUUCUACCGUUGCAAGAUUAUGGAUAAACAUUUAAAGUCCCUUGCUCCAAGACAUUUUGGUACCAAAUUCAUCAAAUUGGAUGCUGAGAAUGCUCCUUUCUUUGUGGCUAAGCUUGCAGUGAAAACAUUACCAUGUGUCAUACUGUUCAGGAAAGGAGUAGCAACAGAUAGAGUGGUCGGGUUUCAGGACUUGGGGGGAAAAGAUGAUUUCUCGACUAGAACCCUUGAGAUUCACCUGGUGAAGAAAGGAAUAAUUGAAGAGAACAAACGGGAGGAAGAGGAUGAUGAUUAUCUCGAAGGUCAACGUAGGACAGUGAGAUCAUCUGUGAAUCAUGAUUCUGAUUCUGACUAAGGUCGACGCUAGGAAGUAGGAACUUGCAGGUUCACAAGAAGCUUGCUCAACGCAAAAUUUGAAACUAGGUCACGAUUUUUAUGUGCAUUAUAAAAAAUUGCAAUGCCGGUGUUGAAGUAGUAAGUUAAGCCUUAGCAAGUGAAAUUUUCUAGAUUAUCGCGAAACAAUUUCUCAGGUUGUGUACUGUUAUUCUACUUGGUGGCUGUAUAAUCGUCGAACACUUGUUGGACAGUUACUUGCAACAAAUAUAUGGUGUGAAGAUGUGAGGCUAAACCAAAUCCGGCUCGGCUUCUGAAAAUCGUGUUGUCUCUAUAGUGUCUCAUUCACCAUGUUCAUAAUUGAAAGCAUCAGUCCUCUUCAUAUUGUAUGCAAAGGUCAAUGUCUUAUUAUUUUCAUUAUUAUUUUUAGGGAAAAUUACACUUUGUCUACCGAACUAUCCGCGUUUUUACA
Molecule: messenger RNA, 1355 nt
Organism: Striga asiatica
Lineage: Eukaryota; Viridiplantae; Streptophyta; Magnoliopsida; Lamiales; Orobanchaceae
Source: the annotation of a GenBank genome assembly